AUGCUGUUUUAUAAAAAGGAAUGGUGUUUUUAGAGAGAUGUUUAAAAUACGAAUCAAAAGUAAACCCACUCAGGCUUUACUUACGAAAUGGUUUUAAAGAUUCUUUAAGGAUAUACGUGAAAGGCGGUGCGGGUGGGAAUGGUUAUCCCAAAUUUGGGGGUGUUGGUGGACAGGGAGGAAGCGUUGUUGCUGUGGGACGAGAGCAUAUUACACUAGAAGAUCUGUGCAGAUGCAAUCAGUCGAGGCGUUUCAUAGCAAAGAAUGGCACACAUAGUACGCAUAAUUUUAUACUGGGCCCUCCCGGAGAGAGUUUAAAAUUUGAAGUUCCUCUGGGUGUAACAAUUUAUACUGACGAAGGCAAAAAACUAGGCGAAGUAAAUAAGGAAGGGGAUGAAGUCAUUGUAGCGAAUGGAGGAAAAGGUGGACAUCCUAAGAAUGGGUUUUUGGGUAUCAAAGGGCAAGCUUAUAACGUCAAAUUAGAUUUAAAAUUGAUAGCCGAUGUCGGUCUGGUCGGAUUUCCAAAUGCUGGAAAAAGUACAUUAUUGAAAGCUAUUUCCCAUGCCAAGCCAAAAAUUGCAAGUUACCCUUUUACGACAAUUCGACCAAACAUUGGAAUAAUUUCAUACCCAGACUUUCGACAAAUAUCAGUGGCCGAUUUACCUGGUCUUAUUGAAGGUGCACAUGCGAAUAGAGGAAUGGGUCAUGAGUUUUUAAGGCAUGUUGAAAGAACACAACUUUUACUUGUUAUGGCAGAUAUAAAUGGAUUUCGGUUAGGGUACCAAUAUGUCCAUAGGAAUUGUUUGGACACCAUCGUCUUAUUGAAUAAGGAAUUAGAACUUUAUAAUCCUGACUUAUUAAGUAAACCUAAAUUAAUGGUCAUAAAUAAAAUGGACACAGUUACGGAUCACCAACACUUCCAUAAUGUACGAGACAAAAUCUUAAAUAUAUCAGAUGUAUUGAAGAGUUACCCUGAAGAAAUGAGGCCAGAAAUUCCUUUUGUAUUUGAUGAUAUUAUGGCUAUAUCCGCUAAGGAAAGUGUGGAUGAUGUUAAUUUACUUAAGAACAAAAUUAGACAUUUGCUAGAUGUUCAUAAUGAAAUUAAAAAGAAGAAGGAACUGGAGGAAAAAGCAGAAUUUAUAGCCAAUCUAAGACACAAUUUAGGUGAAAGAGGACCGCUAGUUGUCUAAUUUGUAUUUAAACUUCAACCAUUGUUUUGUAAUACAUCUUUUUUAACAUU
Messenger RNA from Photinus pyralis (common eastern firefly), 1237 nucleotides. RefSeq names its product GTP-binding protein 10 homolog. The transcript has 5 exons. Bases 21 to 1187 code for a protein of 388 amino acids. Gene Ontology annotation, molecular function: GTP binding; magnesium ion binding; GTPase activity. Gene Ontology annotation, cellular component: mitochondrion. The record is from RefSeq and is a predicted model, not a curated record. Lineage: Eukaryota; Metazoa; Arthropoda; Insecta; Coleoptera; Lampyridae.